Molecule: messenger RNA, 1260 nt
Organism: Grus americana (Whooping crane)
Lineage: Eukaryota; Metazoa; Chordata; Aves; Gruiformes; Gruidae
Gene: GADD45GIP1
Product: GADD45G interacting protein 1
Exons: 3
Coding region: 1-1188 (395 amino acids)
Cellular component (GO): nucleus
Source: RefSeq, a predicted model, not a curated record
AUGGCGGCGGUGUCAGCCGCGGCGGGGCAUGGCGGGGGGUCCGGGGGUGCCGGGGAUCCGGGGGGGGUCCCGGGUCCGGGGGUGCCGGUACCGGCAGCGCGCGAGGAAAGUUUGCCCGAAGUUGGCGCCCGCCGCACUUUUGCCGCGGGAAGCGCGGCGCCGGACACGCCCCCUCCGAGCCCCGCCCACGCCCCGCCCCGCGGACACGCCCACCCCGGCCUCGGGUCCGCCUACUCGCGCGCGGUGGGGAGCGCCCCCCUCGCCCGCUUCCAGCCCCGUUUCAGGGUCCCCGCAGCCCCCGCCGGGCCUCCCAAUACCAAGCGGGUCCCGUCCCCCCCUCCCCGGGGUCUCUCCCGUUACGAGCCGCCCCCACUACCGGGGCCCCCCAUCCCCGUUGGGGUCCCCCCACCGCGGGUUGCCCCGCCCCCCAGCCCCGCCCCCGCCCGACUUCCGCCCGCGCCUUCGCCAGCUUGUGACGUCACUUCCGCCGGCCAGCACAAGAUGGCGGCGCCCUUGGGGCGAGUGUUGGCGGCGGCGCUGGGCCGGGCCCGGGUCUCGGUGGCGUUCGCGGCCCCGGCGCGGCCUUACCGGGCGCUUCCGCUGCGGCGCAGGACGGGCCCGGCCCCGGCGGACCCCGCGGACCUGCGGGCGGCGGCGCGGCGGUUCGGGCGGUUGGGGGAGGCGUCGGGGGUCCCGGUUUGGCAGCUUUGGCCGGACGCCGAGCGGCUGCGGGAGCUGGAGGCGGAGGAGCGGGAGUGGGACCCGCCGCUGCGGGAAGUGCAGGCGGCGCUGGACCGGCGGGAGCGGGAGGAGGCGCGGCGGCGGGAAGAGAGGCAGCAGCUGGUGGCCCGCAGCCUGGCGGCAAUGCCAGCACGAGUGAGUGCCUGGCGGCAGGAACGGGCGCAGGCACGAGAGCGGCAGCGGCAGGAGGCAGCGCGGCGGCAGCGGCUGCUGGCCGAGGCUGGAUUGGGGGGGCCCCCCCGAGCCGGGACCCCCCACCGUGACAGCCCCCGGGCCCAGGCGCUGCUGCAGGACCUGGAGCAGCGACAGCGGCGGGAGGAAAAGCGCCGGCGGCGGCAGGAGCGAGCGGAAGCUGCCCGUAGUGCCAUGGCUGCUGCUGAGGCUGCCGCUGCCUCCCGGCCCCCCCCAGGAGUCCCCCCUGAGAGCACGGGGGCCGUCUCCUCCUGAGUCCCCCGUCCUCUCCCCCGUAUUACACCCACACAACCCCAAACUGGGUUUAAAAUUCUGCGUUUAAUUUCA